UCGAGCGGAAGUGACGUCACGGGAGCGUGUGACCAAUCGCGUUGGCUUAGCGAGCCGGGCGGGCGGUCGGUUGGCUCAGCAUGUCAGUGAGCAGGAGGAUGCCGCGCUGGCCGGCCGGUCAUUGAGGGCCAUGUCUGUGCUGUACGCGCUGGCCUGGCGCCUCCUGCAGGCGGUGCUCUAUACCCACCGCGCCCUGCUGCUCGUCCUGCUCCGCUGCUGGAACUGGAGGCUGUGGCGGGCGGCUGCCGCACUCCUCGUACCGGCCGACCUCGCUCUCUGGUACCGGCGGGGAGGGCGGCGAGACUGCGUCCGACAAUGCGACCAUCCCCGGCACUGCCGCUGCACGGAGCCGGGCCAGCCGUGCGAGUGCCAGUACCUGCAGUGCGAGCGGCCAUUCGCCGAGCGCGGGGGGAGCGACGUGUCCGGCCUGGCCAAGCUCCCCGUGCACAUGGCGCUGCUCAUCAGCGAGGAACACGAGAGCUACACGGACGUGGCCAACCUGGUGGUGUGGUGCAUGGCGGUGGGCAUCUCCUAUGUCAGUGUGUACGAUCACCAAGGCAUCUUCAAACAAAAUAGUUCCAGGCUGAUGGAUGAAGUAUUAAAACAGCAGAAAAAACUCUUGGACCAUGAGUAUUGCAAGUACCCACUAGAGUAUGCAAAUGGAAGCAUAGACAAAACUGGUAAAGCAUUUAGCAACUUGCCUAUUCUGAAGAUGUUAUCCGCAGACGAUGGGAAGGCUGCGAUUGGAGAAGCUGCCCAAAGAUUCUGCCAAUUAGUAGCAGAAGAGAAGAGGAAACCUUCUGAUAUGGAUGUGCAUGUCUUAGACCGUUUACUAAGAAAUACACAUAAAUUCCCUGACCCGGAUCUUAUAUUAAAAUUUGGCAAUGUAGCCAGUACCUUAGGAUUUCUGCCUUGGCACAUCAGACUUUCAGAAAUCAUUUGUAUACCGACACAUGUGAAUAUCUGCUAUGAAGACUUUUAUUCUGCUCUCCGUUGCUACGCAGGUUGUGAGCAGCGGCUUGGGAAAUAACCUUGUUCUCUGAGAUGGUUAAAUGCUUCCUUCAAAAGGGAUUCUGUACAUCUGUUUACAAUGAAUCUGUGUCCAGCCUAGCUGGUUCUCGGCUUCUACCCUAGCUUUGGAUUUCUCAUUAUUAUCCAAAAUUCUCAUCAACCUUAAAUCAUCUGAAGUGUGUCAGCCAUCAGUUUGGAAAAUCACCAAUUUGCUUGACAGAGAUUGAUUGUUUGGAUACAAGUUCAGCCUUUGAGUUACAGCACUUGCUUUAGUAAACCAAAUUAUAUAAUUUAUAUGAAGAGCAUCUCUACUUACCAACAUUCCAUAUUGAAUCAUUUCAGAGCCUACAUGAGUACAGCUACAGUCUGUAUAAUGUAACAACAUACAUCCAACUACCUUCUGAUCAAGAAGAAAAGUCCUCAGGUCAUCAGUCCGUCCUGUUUUCAUCCUUGAUUUGGACAUUUAUGUUGGCUGACCAAAGCUUUGGGAUCAUUAUUGUAAUAAAUAUAUACAUUUGAUAUAUGGAAUGUAGAGAGCAGGGCAGGGUCCACCGCA
This is a messenger RNA of Pelobates fuscus (common spadefoot toad), 1567 nucleotides long. It is a transcript of the gene NUS1, whose product is annotated as NUS1 dehydrodolichyl diphosphate synthase subunit. Gene Ontology annotation, molecular function: ditrans,polycis-polyprenyl diphosphate synthase [(2E,6E)-farnesyl diphosphate specific] activity. The transcript is spliced from 5 exons. Gene Ontology annotation, cellular component: dehydrodolichyl diphosphate synthase complex; endoplasmic reticulum membrane. The record is from RefSeq and is a predicted model, not a curated record. The coding region runs from base 131 to 1030 and encodes 299 amino acids. NCBI's taxonomy places the organism in Eukaryota, Metazoa, Chordata, Amphibia, Anura, Pelobatidae.